This is a messenger RNA of Mesocricetus auratus (golden hamster), 6023 nucleotides long. It is a transcript of the gene Synj2bp, whose product is annotated as synaptojanin 2 binding protein. The transcript is spliced from 4 exons. The record is from RefSeq and is a predicted model, not a curated record. Gene Ontology annotation, molecular function: protein binding. NCBI's taxonomy places the organism in Eukaryota, Metazoa, Chordata, Mammalia, Rodentia, Cricetidae. The coding region runs from base 131 to 568 and encodes 145 amino acids.
CUUCCUCUUCCGGUCCUACGGCUGAGGAAACUGUAAAAGCUAUGCUGGGGACGCGGCGCGGAGCUUGAUUCACCUUCACUUGCGCGGAGCACCAGCUGACCCCGGGCUUCCGCCCGGUGAACCGUCAGACAUGAACGGACGGGUGGAUUAUUUAGUUACGGAGGAAGAGAUCAACCUGACGAGAGGAGCCUCGGGGCUGGGCUUCAAUAUCGUCGGUGGGACAGAUCAACAGUAUGUCUCCAAUGACAGUGGCAUCUACGUCAGCCGCAUCAAAGAGGAUGGGGCUGCGGCCCAGGAUGGGCGGCUCCAGGAGGGUGAUAAGAUCCUCUCGGUAAAUGGCCAAGACCUAAAGAACCUGCUACACCAGGAUGCUGUAGACCUCUUUCGUAAUGCAGGAUAUGCUGUGUCGCUGAGAGUGCAACAUAGGUUACCAGUGCAGAAUGGACCUAUAGUACAUCGAGGUGAAGGAGAACCAAGUGGUAUUCCUGUAUCUAUGGUGCUGCUACCAGUGUUUGCCCUCACCAUGGUCGCAGUUUGGGCCUUCAUGAGAUACCGAAAACAGCUUUGAAAUGCUUGCUGUCUUCCAGUGUGUCCCAUGAACUAUUUCUCUCACUCACCUUCCUGCCAUUCUCCCAUGUCCUUUUUUCUCUACAUAGCCAACACAUGAUUUAAACUGACUGAUUAUACUCAAAACCUUGCUGUUCAAACUUGCCAACUCUUCUGAUUCUAAUGGGAGAGGAAAGGUAUUAUUUGAAGAAAAGUUGGGGCGGGGAGGGGGAAGCCUUGCUAUGAACAAAUGAGAAGUUACAUAUUUUACUAGGACUGCCAAUAAAAAUUCAGCUGUCACCCAAAGAGGAAACACUCAGUCUUCCUGUCAGCAUGGAUGAUACCUUUUUCUUAGCUGGCAUGCUUUGAAGGCUAGCUGUGCUACGUGGAAGGAGGAACUGAUUUUUCUUUUUCUUUUAAUGCUUUUCCUUGUGAAGUGUUUGUGGCCUUUAAUUUGUAACUAUACCUAGAUGCCUAUGUUGGACACAGGUAAAUGAAGGUUUUUGUUUUUUGUUUUUUUACUUCAAAAAGAAAAUACAUAUAUACAGUAAUAUACAUGCAUAUAUGAUAACAUAACAUUGAUGCCUUAUAAGAGGUGAGAAAACCGUACUGGUUCCUGGGUUUCUAAUGAAUAAUUUUUGUGAGCGACUAGGGGAUCAUCAUAUUCCUUCAUAUAUAAUCAAGACUCAUAUUGAGCAAUGAGUUCUGGAUUGUAAAGAGACCUUACUUUUACACUUGUCUGUAAGUCCUUGUCCACCAAUUUAAAAAGCAUACUCAGUGCUAAGGGAUGAUUGUAACUGAAAAACUUCAAGAGUUUUUUUGCAGAGCAUGGAUAAUGGGGAUGGGAAAAUUUCAAAGAGAGUACUCAAUCAGUGUUAUUAGGAAAAUAGUAACUGAAGCAAUUAGUUGAAAACUGUAGAACAAAUGUCACACAGUAGCUAUGGUGAAGUGGUAAAUUGUAAUAAAACAGCUCUGCUCAAGUCAAUCUGUUCAGAAGACUUUGAGGUAUAAAGAUAAGUGCUACCAAUCUCUGAACUACUGUAGUUGGUAUUUUACAGUGUUGUUAACUGGGCAGCAGUGGGGCCAAAUGAACCAGAAGGGCCAAAAGUUGUCUUUCCAGUUGACAACUGAAAAAAAGGUCAUGCCUCAAGUUGGCACUUGAACCCUCAAGGCUACUUAACAGUUUUCAGCUUCUAGUAUCAGGCAACACCUUAGGGAAGGAGCUGCCUUCCUGGUAGGAUAGACCUAAAAUCAGCCUGCUUCUGAUUGAGUUAGGAUAAGAAGACCUGAUGAAUUGAUGUGGUUUUUGGUUUUGCUCCCCCCCCUUCCAGCUCUAAACACUAGUUUUAAUUUUAAUAAGUUAAUGGACCAUUUUUCAGAGAAGGGGAAGGAAUACAUUUUGUUUGUUUGGUAGAGGGGACAGGGAACGUUUGGUGAGUGUUUCUGAGGAAAGCCUGAGAACAGAAUGUGGGUGAAUAGAUGCCAGAGAACAGCAGGGACAGCGGGAGCCAUCCUGUUCAUGUAGUGUCUGAGUUGGUUUUAGAUUGCUGAGGAUAGUUGAAGCAAGCCAGGUUUUUUAACAAAAUAAUUUCCAUCUUCCAAAUAUAUUGGCCAGACUAUUAUUUUGACACAAGAUUAUGAGUUUUCCUGACAAUCUAGCAAUUACUUAACAAGUAUUGGUGUGUAUUAGUUUUGUCAAGAUAACCUGUACAAAGAAGAGAAAUGUGCAGACUUCAUCUGAAAAGACAUUGUGGUUACAGUUAGGAAGAGCACAGUUAAAAUGGAAUUGGCCACAUAAGUGUAAGUUGUUGUUUAUAUUGUAGACAACAAAAGAAAAUAGCUCCUGAGAAUUGGAACAUUCCAUAGAGGAAGGGACAGGUUAAGGAUCUCUAGGUGCUAUCCAUCUAGUAAGAGCAUUCAUAAAUAGGUGAAAAUUAAGAGUAUCAGGUUGGAUAAUAGAUGAAACCAGUAGGUACAGAAAUGUUGCCAUGCAAAAUAGAGCAUAGUGUAGCAACAAGAUGUUCAAGAGCUGUUUCAAGGAAUUCAAAAAAGGAAAACUGUGUGUUGGGGCAUCAGAGUAGAAUGGAAAGGAAAUUCUUAAAGUCUGAUCAAACUUUGCAUCUGGGUAAACUUGAUACAGGGAGAGAUUUGCUUUAAACAGUCUUUACAUAACUAAGCCUUUCAUUACUUUAUGAAAUUUACUUAGUCACAGGAGUUAUUGUAAGUCCACAGAAAAUACAAAAAUAUAUUGUAGUUCUUGUCACAGCCAGUACCACUCUGGAGGCCCAGUGUCAGGUCCUCUCCUUGUAUGCAAUGGCAUGUAUAACAGCUUCUGCCAUGGACCUACUUACCUCUAGUAUUCACCUCACGGUUUUAAAUUUAUUGUUGAAAGAUUGUCACACAUACGAAAUGAAACAAAUGGCAAGAAGGAUAGAAAACUGUUGUGUGUUGACAUAUGUAAAUAAAAAACAUCAUUGGUGGGAGUUUUACUUUGGUUGGUAGGGAUUCUGAUACACUUGGGUCUCCUUGGGAAAUAAACAACACUUAAUCAAAACAUUUAAGAUUUAGGCAAACACUUUAGUAUUUCACUUUUUGUUGUAUGAAAACUAAAAUUAGCAUAGAUGGGAUGUUAAGAAUCCACUAUAGAGCGUGAAAAAUUUAUGUUCAUCAUAGACUGACUCUAAUGUACCUACCACCUUAUAGACUAUAUAUGAUGCUCCUGCCACAUAAAUUAUAAUGUUUAAAGUUUUGAAAAUUGAUUAUAGGUAUACUUAUAGUAUUUCUUGUAUUUAUCAUUGUGUUUUAUAUGUAAUUCUAAUAGAUAUUGUUUGCUUCAGUUGUUUCUGUUUCCUUUUCCUGAAGUUUUCUGUGUGAGUGAUUUCAUGUAAUGAAUUGAACCAUCUAGCCACAGGCAACAUGUGAAAAUAGUAUUUGUAAUUGUAGUCUUUGUCAGGGACUGUACUAAAUUGAUUGGUGACACUAUGUUUUACUUUGAGAUCUGAGUAUUGCUAUAAAGAGACUGAGAAUGAGAAAAUAAAUUAUUUUCCUAAGGUGAUAUAGGUCGUAAUAAAAUCACAGUUUAAACUUGGGACAUUGGGUGACAGUAUCAGUAAGUAUUCCUAAUGCUAACAGUUCUCAAAACAAGCUCUCUGGACAAAAGCAUCAGUAUUCCCUGCAAAUUCUUGGGUGUCAUCCCAUACUUAUGGAGUGAGAUGAAUAUGGCCACCAGCAACUGUGUCUUUUUAGACAACUGACUAAGGUUGAAUCUUGAGAUUCACCACUGUCAGGAGCUGUUCUCUGGUUAGAAUCACUUGGUCAGCCCACAUUAAAUAAGGACUUCUGGGACUAGGACUUGGGCAACAGUAAAAUAUGUUUCAUUAGGUGGUUAAAAUGUGCAGCCUCUAUUGGAUAUGUUCCAUGGCAUUUAAAGUAUCAGAUCAUCUGCAGAUGAGGCUCUAUCCAGAAUCAAGAACUUGACUAAGUUUAGAGCCCAGCUCUCUGAUACUACAGUAAGAAGUGGAACAUUGUUUUACUCCUGUAUGCUCAGGACAGACUGAUCAACCUCAGGUACAUAUGUGCAGCCAAUAAGAACCAAUCAUAGGAUAGUGACUCUUGACUCUUGGAUAAAUUUGUAAUAGAAGUGAGAGAAGUUACGUGUGUGUGUGUGUGUGUCAAACUUGUUUGGGUGUGUCCACUACAAGGAUACAUACAAAAACUAUAUUUAAAAACUCAUGUUAUUUCUGUCUUUUCUCAUUGGGCUUUCAAUAAAGACCAUUGUAGGCAUCAAGAUUGGAAUGGGAGAGUAUAUUGAACAAUCUGAGAAACCCAAUCACAUGUUGUUUUAAUUUCAGUAGUUUAAAAUUAGAUAUAGGCUGUUUGUGGUAUUUUUGUUUUUAUUGUGCAAAUAGUAAUUAAAAUAUAUUUUGAGGCCAAGCAUAGUGGUAAUUCUUUAAUCCCAGUAUUUAGGAGGCAGAGGCAGACCAGUCAGAUCCCUGUGAGUUGGAAGUCAGCCGUGUGUGUGUGUGUAAAAUAAAGAUUUUAUUCUACCCAUUUUUAGUGGAAAAUAUCUUUAAGAUUUUUUUCUUCAUUCAGCAGAUUACUAUCAACACCAGUACAGAAGUACAAAGAAAAUAUUUAGUCACUUGUGGGAACCCGCCUGGGUCCUGUUGUUGCCUCAGCCCCCAAAUAACACACAAGACACUAUAUUAAUUAUGAAGCUGUUGGCUGUUUGCUUGGUUUCUUAUCAGCUAGCUCUGACUUAAUUAUUGACCCAUAAUUACUAAUAUAUAUUUUAUAAGGACUUAUCUUUAUCCUUAUCCUUUAUCCUUAUCAGGACACUCCUGAUGUGUCCAUUCCUCCCGGGAGAUCACAUGGCAACGACCCUCUUCACUACAUUUCCCAGAAUCCUCCUAGACUCCUAGUCCCCCCAUCUUGCUUCCCUAUUGCCAACAGUGCUUCAUUUACAUAUACACAAGGACCUCUCCCAUCAGUCACUAAACUGAAGUAGCCCAGAAUCUGAGUAGGUAGUCUUGAUGUUAAUAUAGCUUUGUAAUAUCACUGAGAAGUACACAUUUUGCAUUCUUAAGCUUUCUACCUCGCACAAUAGUUUAAGGGUUGACUGUCAUCCCAGGCUAAGACUUUUUUGCUGUUCCUUUUAACUGCAAAUCUUUUUUUAAGAAUAGCUGUUACAGCCUGCCGUGCAGUUAUGAUUAAGGGGUGGGGGUACAGUAUUUUAAAGAAUUGUACCCAAUGGGAGCCAGAUUGUGAACUGCCAUUAACGCGUAUGUUGAUGUCAAUAGAUACAUAGCACAUGACUGUUUACCUGAUGCUCUUGAUAUAAAAAUUGACAGAAGAAAGCAAUAUUGGUAUAAGGAAUCUAGCUCUAGUAAACACUAAUGCCUGUGGCUAUACAGUACCUCACUGUUAUGUUCCGUUUUAACAGGAGAGAGGAAAGGGAAGAGGACUAAUGUAAGUUUUCAAAUGCAAUAUCGUUAUUAAUCAGCAGAUUGGUUUACAAAACAACUGUGUAAAUAUAUUGACUAGCCACAGGAAAAUGGGAUGAUCCUUUUCAUAGUUGGUAGAUUUACAAGUGAAGACACAGAUUAAAUUCUGUUUUUGUUUUACUUCUGUGUCUCCAAUGCUAAUUUGAAUGAAUUUGUUAUUACUGGAUACUUAUACACCUUCCAGGCCAUUCAGUUCUUGGAAAACUAUUUUCCUUAAAUGCCUUAUGUUUCCUUUCUGCUAUGGUUGUUAUGUCCCCGUCCCCCGACCCCGCAUCCCUGAAUGUAAACAGCAGCUGUUUCACAGGUUAGAUGGCUGAGAGCUACUUGGAAAACAAGCAGACAUAAAAAUCACAAUAAGUAAGAAGUAUCACUACAAAUCCAGGGUUGAUGCUGAUUUCAGUCUCUCUGUUUGGUACCAGUACAUCCAGAUUUGCCUUUUGAACUAUGAUAUUCAAUAAAGACCUGUUGAACUUA